Messenger RNA from Manihot esculenta (cassava), 2710 nucleotides. RefSeq names its product rab GTPase-activating protein 22. The record is from RefSeq and is a predicted model, not a curated record. The coding region runs from base 588 to 2225 and encodes 545 amino acids. Lineage: Eukaryota; Viridiplantae; Streptophyta; Magnoliopsida; Malpighiales; Euphorbiaceae. Gene Ontology annotation, biological process: activation of GTPase activity. Gene Ontology annotation, molecular function: GTPase activator activity. The transcript has 5 exons.
GGCCUCAGGAGAAGUAGACUACCCAGUCUAGGUGCCAAUACUGGCAGUUCCUAAAGACAAGGUCUUUGCAUUGAGCGUGCAGAUUUGCUUACGCUCCUUUAGCUUUGGUCACUCUCAGUCUCCAUAGAAGUACUACAGCCGAAAAUAAAGCCCUCUUCUCUGCAGUGCCAAAAUCAGGCUGCUAUUGAAACCCCUACACUUCAAUUCUCACCAACCUUAAGCCACUUUCUCCGUGAGACCCUAAAGAAGGAGAAGAGCAGGGCGGAAAAUUUCUGAUCCGGCUAUCCACUCAAUGUUUAACCCCGGCAACAAUGCUCCCCAUGGAAUCCCUCUUUCCGGCGGCGGAGGAUUCUGGUGGGCAGUAGGAGCUCCUCACUCCAGAGCAGCUUUAGCCUUCACGGCCUUGGCCGGAAUCGCGGUGUUCGUUACUGUAUUCUACGCGACUAGUAGGUAAUCAAUGAGGGGAAAGAUCAGGUUCCUCUGUUCUGUGGAUUGUAAUUGAGAAAGAGAGAAUCAGAAAUUUCUGUUCUUCUUCGUUCUUUUUGGUUUUCUGGGAUUUCUGAGUAGUUGUGAGAAAAGUGAAGUAAAUGAAAGCUUUAAGACGAAGUCAUACUUCGUCGUCGUCUUCAAAUUCGUCUUCUCCAUCAUCUUCAUCAUCAGGAUCGUCUUCGUGGAUUCACUUGCGUUCAGUUCUUUUAAUUGUUAAUUCUUCCUCACCAGCUUCUUGUUCCUCUUCUGAUCGGGGCCAUCUUAAAUCGCCUUGGUCACGCAGGAAAAGAAAGCAUGUCCUUACUCCUCGGCAAUGGAGGAGAUUGUUUACACCAGAUGGGAAACUCCAUGAUGAAGUUAAAUUUUUGAAAAAAGUUCGCAGUGGAGGUGUAGAUCCAAGUAUUAGAGCAGAGGUUUGGCCAUUCCUCCUUGGAGUCUAUGACUCGCACAGUUCCAAAGAAGAAAGAGACACUGUAAGAACCCAAAAAAGAAAGGAAUAUGAAAAACUCCGAAGACAGUGCCGCCGGCUCCUCAAGCAGAGCAAUGGGAGCUUCAAGUUAAAUGAGAGUAGUGAACCAAGCAACACUGUAGACAGUAGAGGUCUUGUUCAAGAUACAGACUCUUCUGAGGAUGUGGUUAGUGCCAGGGAAUCUCUUUCCAGUGAGGAAAGGAGUCCAGAUGCCGAGUACUCUGAUGAUCCCUCUAGUACACUGUUGGAAGGUGAUGAUAGUUCAAGACCACAAACAACAAAUGGUGAUGCUACUGCAGUAAACACUGAAUCAUCUGACUCGGACUCCUCUGAAGACCCUGAAGUUGUCAUACAGGCUUCAUCUUCUUCAGAAGGCCAGGAAAAGAAUGAACACAAUGAGCCUUCCAAAGAGUUUAUAUCUCCGUCAAGGACUGAGCUCCACUUGCGCACACCUGCUACUGAAAAUUUUGCUACAUGGCAGCGGAUCAUUCGUGUAGAUGCAGUGCGUGCCAAUUCAGAAUGGAUACCUUACUCCCCAUCUCAGGCUUCAGUGUCAGAGGAAAGAGCACGCUUUUCUGCUGAAGCUGUUGGGCUAAAGGACUACGAACAUCUGGAACCCUGCAGAAUUUUCCAUGCUGCCCGAUUAGUUGCUAUUCUUGAAGCUUAUGCACUCUACGACCCUGAAAUUGGCUACUGUCAGGGUAUGAGUGAUCUACUUUCUCCUAUUAUUACUGUUAUGACAGAGGAUCAUGAAGCAUUCUGGUGUUUUGUGGGUUUCAUGAAGAAGGCUCGCCAUAAUUUUAGACUCGAUGAAGUGGGAAUUCGAAGGCAAUUGAAUAUUGUUUCCAAGAUUAUCAAACGCAAAGACUCCCACCUUUUCAGGCACUUGGAGAAGCUUCAGGCUGAGGAUUGUUUUUUCGUUUAUAGGAUGGUGGUGGUGCUGUUCAGGAGGGAGUUGACUUUUGAACAGACAAUUUGUCUCUGGGAAGUAAUGUGGGCAGAUCAGGCAGCCAUAAGGGCUGGCAUUGGCAAGUCAGCAUGGAGCAGGAUAAGGCAGCGAGCUCCACCAACAGAUGAUCUAUUGCUUUAUGCUAUUGCAGCUUCAGUAUUGCAGAGGAGGAAAUUAAUUGUAGAGAAGUACAACAGCAUGGACGAAAUUUUAAGGGAGUGCAAUAGCAUGGCAGGCCAACUCGAUGUAUGGAAGCUGCUAGAUGAUGCACAUGACUUGGUGGUCAACCUGCAUGACAAGAUUGAGACGUCCUUCUGAUUGCUGCAUUUCGAGUAUGUCCACUAACUCGUUAAUUCUUUUCCUUCACUGGGAUAUUUCAAGUCUCCUUAUCAAAACUUCAAACAAGUACCACAGAGGCUAUCAAUUCUCAAUUAUGCUGGUUAUCACUCAAAUGAGAAAAUUUAUGUAGGCAUGUUUGCAUCUAAUCCUACCACCUCCUUGGAAUACAGCACCGUGUCUCUAGAUUCACUACCAUAUUGUGUUAAACUGGUAGGGUCUGUAUCCCAAUAUACCAAAUUGGAUGAGAAAUAUUGAGAUAUCUACGCUCUGAUUCUCAAAAUUUAUUUUUUUCCCCAUCGUCUCUAGAAUUGGAUUCUCUGUGUAACUGGCUGUUGGUGGAAGCUGUUUAAUUAAAAGCAGGGUUAGGUGCUUAUAGCUUGUUCUAGCAGCUGAAUAAUAUUUGUGUUGGAUAAUUUUAAUGCUGAAUUAUAGAGCAGCAAAUAGCAAUGCUAUACUUUCUUGAA